AAAGCAGACUUGGCAACAGAAUUGAUCGUAUGGGUCCCUUUGUUUGGGAUGGCGUUAUGGAUGGCUUUGGAUGAUAAGGAAUGAUAGGUUUAGUGUCACAUGUAAAUCUGAUGGAUGCUCUUAUCCAUCCUCAUCGUCAAAUCAACAGCUUAAACUAUUUUUCUAUAAGUCGACCGAGUAGCUCGCUCAAUGAUUCUUCCGAGUCGGAUGCAAUAAUUGAAGAUACUCCAGACUCUCCAGUAGAAACCACCGACUACUCGAGCAAAGCCCCCGAUAUCGGUCAAACAGUGACAAUAGAUCACGACGGUUCUGAGAUAUCUGUGUGCGACACGCAGAGAUUGAACAAACGAGUUUGUUUCUCAUAUCAAGAUGAAUCUGACCCUGACGAAUAUCCUUUUCAUGCUGUAACUUACGGCGAAUCGGAAGGCUGUUGGGGACUUCCUUAUAACGAUCACAAUUAUGCAUCCUACGAACCAAAUCCAGAUCAUAAUAGAUCUAUUGAACCUGAUGAUCGUUUGUCUCUUUUAGCAAAGUUAGCAUUAGCAAAGGAUGAGAAUCCACAGGAUUCAGGAGAAAAGACGUCCAGGACACUCCAGUCUACACUGCGAACCAACUGUAUUCUUGAAGAAGGUUCCACGGUCUCAACAACUAAGUCUGUGGGUUUGGUUGAACUAAACGCGUUGUGUUCAUCAACUAAACGUUCUGUCGUGUGCAACUCAGAAUUAAAUUCCCCCAGUAACGGACAAUCCCUGGUCACAACGACAAGUCACGUUUCUUCCUUGCCUAGUCGAACAAUCUUGAUCUCAACUACCGGUGGGAAUGUAAAUCCUCCCCUACAGAUUCAUCGAGUUAGUUCAUCCCUCACACCACAUGUUAUCUUACGGACUGGUUUGCCUGGUCUUCAAAUUUCUACAACUGCUUCACGUCAAGUUUCUACUGAUAGUAUGGAUUCUGUUCGUUGCGUUUGUGGAAACACGAAUUUGGAUGGUUACCUCGUUCAGUGUAAUCAGUGCAGAAUUUGGCAUCACAGUGAAUGUAUUUCAUCUGCUGGUAAAAACCACUUGUCAACACCAUAUGUUUGCGAAAUGUGCCAGACACAGUCAAAAGCUGUUGCUACUCAGCGACCUCAUUUGACUGCAUUUAACAGUGUUGGAUCAACCACAACUCCUAACAUCCGGAUUUCUCGUGCUCCUAUAGGGACAAAUACAUCUUCAGGACGUGUUUUCUUAACAAAUACGCUCGGAGGUGUGACUCAUCGACAAGUUCACGUUUGCAUCCCAGCAAGCCAAGGGAUGUCUGGUGUUCAGUGUGAAAAUGGCUCUGCUGUAGCUCGCCCUCCAAACUAUGGUCCAUGUGGACGAUCUGUAAGAAGCUCUAAAAGAAAACAAGAUCUGCUAACACUCACUGGUGGAUCAUCCUCUGCAAACGCAGGCAUUGAGGGCUUUCCAAGCUCACCUCCGGUGUUGGAUGACUAUGAUGACUUGUCAAACAUGCGGACAUCUUAUAACACUGAUUUAAAGAGCUGCUUCGUGGAGGGUCCAUUAAACGUAUGUCAAACACAAGGAAGUAAUCCAAUCCCUGUGUCCGAUAAAGUGCAAAUUCGUCAUAGCAGCAUUGUACAUCGUUUAAUUACAGAUUGCCCAAAUAAUAAGGUACAAAAUACAUUUACCCAGAUGAAUGAAGUGUGCCAUACCAUCCCUCCUUGUCCAGCACCUGACUCUGUACUAUCUCCUCCAUCAGAUAUUUAUGAAGAAGCCCAAACUCUACAUCUUUCAAGUCGUGUUUGUAAAAAACUCAGUUUAUUGUUUCCUCUGUUUACUGGCAUGGGAGCAGAUUGUGGCGAAAUAGAUGGCAUUUUUAACGAAGAAAUUCCCUCUAAUCUCGAGCGUUUGUUCCGUUAUCAGGUUGUUAGUUUCGACUUUAACCGCAGGGGCCUAAUAGCAAAUGAAGACAUUUGUCCUCGUACGCCGAUUAUUGAGUACCGUGGUAAUUGUUUGUUACUCAGUGAAUACAACGAUAUGUACGACUAUCGUAAACAUUACAAUCCGUUUGUACUGUUUUACAAAUCCUUGCCGAAGUUACCUCUCUGUGUUGAUGCUCGCAAGUAUGGCAAUGAAGCGCGCUUUAUCCGUCGGUCAUGUACGCCUAACUCUGAGGUCCGCCACUGCAUUUCCUUUUCAAAUGAUCAACAUAAUGAACCCGUCCCUCAUCUUCGUCUCGUCGUUGUUGCAUCACGGGUUAUUCCAAAGUCAUCCGAGAUAACUCUACCUUUUGAUUUUGACUAUACAGCCUGUCGAUAUCUUGUUAAGUGUGCAUGUAUUCUUAAAGGCUGUCCGAUUACCCGUUGGUUCCAAAGAAUGAAUCAGUUGAGCAACCCUUUGAGAAGUUCGACUCGCCAUUCGUUGGUGUGCACUCGCAAAUUACCACAUUCACCCCGCUUAUAUGGGGUCAACGGUCAUUCUCGAGGUUUUAGUCUGUUGCAAAACUCCCAGUCCCAUUACGAUGACAAGGAUCCUUCCGAUGAACAGUCAGUUUUGUGUCCUAAAUCUCCCAUAAAUACCACUGUGAGGAACUUCUCCAUUAGUCGGACAGGCCGUUACCUUCCAAGUCCUAUUUCGAAUGAGCGAACUUCAGGAUCACAUCAAGCAGGAUCUAACCGAACCACUCGUGGUUACUUAAAUAAAUCAAGCAUUUCAUGUGGAGUUCGUAAAGCUGUUCAUCGGAGAGGUCGUGGACGGGGGCGAUUAAGAAGUUCUAGUUCUCUUGGAGUGCGUAGCAAACGUGAAACAGAGCGACUGUCUUCCAGAAUGGUGUACCUUAGGAAGUCCCAUUCUAAAUCCUUGUCAACUGCCAGAAAACGUCGUUCACAACGUAAUUCCUGUUCUCACAGUGGUCAACAUCCAGUGUCAUCACCUAGUGAUAGUAUUGUAAAUGUAGACAAGAAAAGAGAUUCGCAUAACAUUCCUAGUAGAAGUGGUUUCUCUUGCGAAAUAGAAUGUUUAGAUAGAUUACGAUCGGUUCCUGUUAAAGCAAGUGACUCUCCACAAAAGUCAUCCAACAUAGAAAAUCAAGGAGAAGUCACUGAUAACACGGAUAUCGGCUGUAAGUCGAAUAAUGAGUUAUUGGGAGAGGACUUAGAUGCUGACACUGAACCGGAAUAUGAAGUACAACCAGAAAAGUUAACAGAUAGAUCAGUAUGUCGAAAAUAUAUACAGUCUAACUCCCGUCAGGACCGUCUUAAUUCUAAAGGAACAAAAGAGUCUUAUACCUCAAAUAAUUCUCCUAGAUCACCUGAUCUGGACCAUGUAAAAGCUGAAAUACACGAAAGUCAUAUUUUUAAGCGCAAAUCUGCUGAUUCAUCAUCACUUGUUGACCGUGGAAAACGGCGUUCACAGAUGAGCACCUUCGAUGAUCAUGUUUCUAAAUCGCGCAAAAGAAGUACUUCACUUGAAGAAAAAGAAGACAAGAAAUCAAAGGAAGAUAUAUGGAUGGCUGAAGUAUUACGUCGCAUAGAGCGUAUGGAAAAAAAACGAUUAAAGCAACGCGUGUCUUCGAUCAGUUUGAAAAAUAGUCAAAACACUGAUUACACUAGAAAUGACUCAAACCAGUUUUCUCCCCCUGAAAAAUCACCUGAACCUGACUCAGUAUCGGACAAUAACGAUGUUAAGUCAACAGAUGGUGUAAUGGAGACUGGAGGAAGUUCUGAUAUUAACUCAAAUGCAUUACAAUGUGAUAAAGAUAUUAAAAAUGUUAUCACCGAUGAGACCCACUCUGAUCAUGUAGAACCUACAAACAUUUUUGAAAAGCCUGAGCUGUUUAAUUGUGAAUCAAAUCAAUGUUCUGGUUUAUCGCAAAAUAAAAGUAUAUCUCCAUCCAAGGCUUGUAAUCAAGAUAUUUCAGAAGAAAGCGAUACAUGUUUUCAAAGAAAGCAGUUAAAACAAUUCACUGGGUCCAAGUUUAAGUACCAAAAACGCUGUUCUGUCAGUCACAAACAGAGACGCCGUCGUUCCCAAGCAGCUAUGUUAUCUGAUAGCCUGUCAUCCGUUGAUCAAGGUGGUUCACGCGAAGACCGUUGGCUUCAAAUGCAACUUCGACGUAUCGCUGAAUUAAAUGAUCAUCAGGAAGUAUCACAACUCACUUCAUCAGACAUGGAGAAUAUGUCUGAUAAAAGUCAUAUGUCAUCGGGUAAUCAUAUUAAAGAUGGAUCAAAUAUGAGAAUUACACUUUUUGAAGCUUUGGGUGUUAAAAGUGAAUCAUCAAAAAAUGAUCGUAACCCAAAUAGUUGUCUUCAGCAUUUAUCACCCAGUUUGUCUAAAUUCAGUAUCGCCUCUGGUUGUGAUACGACAGUUUUUACGAGUGCUAAUGAAUCAUCUAAUCAGAUCAAUAGUAAUCAACAAGCUCUCGAUUCUGAAGCUGAUUGUGGUUUUAUAGUUUAUAGAACUCGAGAAAAAGAUCCAAUGGCUAAAUUUAGCAGGACUCGUUCACUUGAUAUGCAUUCCUUGUUUUCAACAAUUCAUGAUGAAAUAUCUGGGAAACAGUAACCGACACUCGACAAGAUGUUUAUACAUCUGUUGACGAUAUGUCAACAUCUUGUUUGACACAACCAUUUCUGCACCAAACUCCUAGACCUACAAAGAAACGGUGGUUAUCUCGGGCUCUAAUGGAGGAAGAUGUCGAAUUUUCUAACAAUAAUUUUUCAAACUGUUCCCACUCAAUUAAUCAUUCACUAUCCACUAAAUCAGAUUCCUCUUUAGUCAUGCAAAAUUCAUGUGCUACGCCAGUUAAUCCGAAAAGAGGAUUAUCUCCCGACUUUCCGGGAUCUCUGAAGACUUACCUAUUUGUACGUAUUUCGAAAGCGAUGAUAAUCUCAAAAAAGAAAGUGUCACAAUUUUGUCUGAUCGUUUAGCGAACAAUCCAGAUGAUGAACAGGUGGUUUGCAAUCCAGAAUCUAAAGUUAUUUCAGAGUCACAAGAAGAUCCUGAGUUUUGCGAUGGUCUAUCAACUCAUCUGGCUCCUCUUCCUCCGAAGAAAGCUACAGUAAAGCAACAAGCUGAAGAGUUGCGGUUGCAAGAGAUACGUAAAGUUCGUGUUUCCCUCUCUGAAUAUCGUCGACGUCGUGGUCUGCCAGCCCUCACACCCGCUACGGAACGAAAUCAUAAGCAGACGAAAGAGCCGCUAGAUCAAUCAAACGGUAAUAUUGAUAAUUUAGAAAUUAUAAUCCCACCAACUCUGAUUAGUCCUGACCGACUUAUAAUAACGCUCCCAAAUCUUCACAAUGAGUCAAGGCCAUCCUCUGACGUAAGAAGUUCUGAUGGAUUACUGCAAAAAAUUACAACAUUAAACAUGAAACCUGAGGUUCUUCAUGAUUACAAUCAACCCCUAUCACCUUACACAAAUACACCAAAAAGAUGUGAAUUCGAUAGCGAACGUGAUUUUAUUGAUGCAAAAGUAAGUGAACGUGGACCUCGAACACCAAGCGAGCCACCAGAUGAUGACGAUGAUGAAGAUAUCGGGGUCGAUUCUAUAAAUCCCGUUAGUAGAGGUGCUCUUAGUAGUUCUCCUGAACCGUUCAUAAGAUUUCCUGGUAAAGUGCUUUCUUCUCACAGCUCACCAACAUCUACAUUCUCGGACUCUCGUAUAGCCUCAGAAAAGCUACCUUUCAGGAACAGUUCACCUCCAGAUGUGAAUUCUAGCAAAUUUCCUGAUUCGUGCUUCCAGGCUAACAUGUUUGCUUCUUCAAGCCAAUUAAUCGUGAAAAUCUUUUACAUGACAUCGAUCAUGCUAAGGAGUACGAUCAAGUGAGUUGACUGUUUUUGAGUUUAUUUGGUUCCUGUUUUCAAGUAAAAGUAGGUUAUGCAGCAUGAAGACAAAGAACUGUGA
Schistosoma mattheei is the source of this 5880-nucleotide messenger RNA. Lineage: Eukaryota; Metazoa; Platyhelminthes; Trematoda; Strigeidida; Schistosomatidae. The record is from the annotation of a GenBank genome assembly.